AUGAGCAAUCCGCCUGAACACGAACAGCCUGAAGCAGUAGAAUUUGUGCCUAAAGAAGAUUUGAUAUCAGUUUUGGCAUCCUUGGGAAUAAGCAGAAAUGCGUCAAUGAGGGCGUUGUAUCAUACAGGCAACUACAGCGCUGAUAUGGCUGCAGCAUGGGUUUUUGAAAAUCAGGACAGAAAUAUCAACACACCUUUCAGUAGCAGUGAGUUAUCUGAUGUUCCUUCUUAUAAAAUGGUUUUCGUGGUGAAUCAAGAUUUGAAAAUGAGCAUAGGCAAGACAGCUGGUCAAGUUGGUCAUGCUGCUGUAGGGCUCUACAGAGAACUCAUCGAGAACCAACAAAACUUUGGAGAAAGUUUAUUGUUUUGGUCGCAGUAUGGAGAGACUAAAAUUGUUCUGAAAGGUUUAAAUGCCGAUCAUUUGAAAGAAUUAGCUAGCAAAGCAAAAACACUGGACCUUCCAAUAUUUGAAGUUUACGAUGCUGGCAUGACAGAAGUACGGUCAGGUUCUUUCACGGUUUUGGCAAUAAUGGGAAAAACAGAAGCAGUAAACGUGGUCACCGGCUCUUUAACGCUAUUAUAG
This is a messenger RNA of Helobdella robusta, 582 nucleotides long. RefSeq lists its product as hypothetical. Gene Ontology annotation, cellular component: cytosol; mitochondrion. Gene Ontology annotation, molecular function: peptidyl-tRNA hydrolase activity; protein binding. The transcript is spliced from 5 exons. Bases 1 to 582 code for a protein of 193 amino acids. The record is from RefSeq and is a predicted model, not a curated record. Lineage: Eukaryota; Metazoa; Annelida; Clitellata; Rhynchobdellida; Glossiphoniidae.